AUGCUUGAAGGUGUUGGCGAAACUACGAUUGCCUUGAUGGUAGCAGAUACGCUUGACGGCUCUGCUGCGUGUAAGACUGUAAUCACUGAGAUUCGAGAUAGUGGCAUAACUGUGGACAUGGACUUCCCUGUUGAGGAUAGUCUCCAAAUGAUAGCCGCCUGUCGAGACUGCUUAUUGGCACUGGGGAAGAGCGGCAAGGUUUACAGCGUUGCUACUGCACAGUCCGAAUGCCCGGCACCUCGUGGAGUUGGAGGUGCGGCGAAUCUCCCAGAUGGGAACAGCUGGGCAGAGAUACCAUCAUUUCGACACAUCAGGGUUGGCCAUGUUGCCUGUGGGGCCGGCGGCGCCUGCUUUGCUAUUACUCACAGUGGCGACGUAUAUUCUUGGGGGAAGAGCUUCUCGGGGGAAGCGGCAAAUUUGGGGUCCAUCAGCUCAGUGCCGAGAUGCUCGAAUCGUUUGACGAAGUUGAAGAUCGGCGAGAAGCUUUCAUCGAGCGACCGACCACUCUUUGUGGUUCUGCCCAAUCAGUCUGACAAGGAGAACUGUGAUGACGAUGAUGACAGAAAGGGUAUUGUUGUUGGUGUUGCUGCUGGCUCUGCUCACUCCGUCCUGGUCGACAGAAAUGGAAAUGCAUAUAGAGAAGUCACUCAUGCUGCUGCUGGCAGUCUAUUCACAGCACUCUGGGGGGUCGGCGUUGCGACGAUAGCCUCUCGAGGAGCCAAGGGCAUGUUCUAUGCUGGAAUCAAGGACAACUCGAGUGGGCGCAUAUCUUUUCGCUUUCCUGACUUGUCUCUCUCUCCACUGAUGCCGCUGGUGGAAUCGUCAAGGACCGCUGUCUUCGUGGGCGUGCAGUUAUCAUUGGACGAAGGGCUGUCGUGGACAACUUUGGAUGAGAACUCGCCGAAAUUAGCGAUUUUCAAGUUCCCCAGCAGGCAACUUGUCGUGAGUAUUUCCUACGUGGUGCCCAACUGUGCCUCAAUGGAUGGCGGUGCUCCGUUGACGAUUUACCUCCCAGGAGCUCCCGACCUGACUAUCGACCACCAGGAAGCUGUGCGAAGCAGCCAAGCUGUUCUUCCUGAUGAUCUCCCGGACGAGUCGUUGGUGGUAGUCUUCACGAUAGGCCGCUCCUGCCAGUCGUGGGAUACUGAUUUUGAUAACGUGUACGCUGACUCGGCGAUGCUAGCUGAUGCUAAGCCGAGGGAGAACGUGAACAUUCGAGUAGCAGGUUGGAGAUCUAUAAAUGGCGUAUCGUGCAUUUCCCCGUCUUUCGACUCGGACAUCAUCACCGACUCUACUGCUACCGUCUCGGUGCAAGUAUUUUCGUUUGCGAUCGAUCGCAUCGUCCCUGCUGUGUGCGAGGCGACGGUCACGACGGAAAUGAAAAUUGUCUUGGGUGGCCGGAUGCCGGUGGUGACGAAGAAGCCGCGAGUUGGAGUUGUCCUGCCUGGGAAGGCCAAUUCCUCGGGACGGAGACCCGCAAUGAGGGAAAUAACGGAGGUGAUGGCGAAGAUACCUCCUACCGAGAACAAAUGGCAGGGGCGGUCAGAGGAUACUACCAUUGACGUCACCACUGUGAAGCCGGCGGGGACGCGGAUGUGUAUAAAGCUGAUGGCAGGGGACUUACCGGUAGAUUUGGAGUAUGAGGAUGCGAGGGUGAGGUUGAGAUACGCGACUGAGGUUAGAAGUGAGGGAGGGGAUGAUGAAGAAAGGCAACCGAUCGAUUUGGAAGUGAGGGCGGAAGUCCUCUUCUAUGGAGAGGAGAGCAUCCCAGUGCUUGCUUUCACAACGCCCAUUGUCACUACGUCACAGUUGGGUGUUGAGACUGUUGUCGGGACGGUGGUAGCGUUGGAGGUGUCCUUCGCUGUGGAUGGACAGCACUACCAUGAGGUUGUUGGUGAUGAUGAUGGCGAAGCUGUAAAGUUUCUAUGUGAGGUAUGUGCGGAUGAUGGCCAUGACGUUAGCAAGUGA
Perkinsus marinus ATCC 50983 is the source of this 1968-nucleotide messenger RNA. RefSeq lists its product as hypothetical. Lineage: Eukaryota; Perkinsozoa; Perkinsida; Perkinsidae. The coding region runs from base 1 to 1968 and encodes 655 amino acids. The record is from RefSeq and is a predicted model, not a curated record. The transcript has 22 exons.